Triplophysa rosa is the source of this 1539-nucleotide messenger RNA. Its product is annotated as histone H3. NCBI's taxonomy places the organism in Eukaryota, Metazoa, Chordata, Actinopteri, Cypriniformes, Nemacheilidae. Gene Ontology annotation, cellular component: nucleosome. The coding region runs from base 577 to 987 and encodes 136 amino acids. Gene Ontology annotation, molecular function: structural constituent of chromatin; DNA binding; protein heterodimerization activity. The record is from RefSeq and is a predicted model, not a curated record. The transcript has a single exon.
UCCGGAAUAAUUGAAAAGGCUCUUUUAAGAGCCACCCACUCGAACCAAUAGAGCGAUUUUAUUCUUAAGAGACUAAAAAGUUUAAAUCGGUACAGACAAACAACAAACACUGGAAAACUAGGUUCUCUUUUAAAGAUGACCGUUUACGGUUUUGUUUUGGGCAGUGACUGUUCUGGUUGCUUUAAAACUAGUGAUAUCUUUCAUGUUAAUUUGUUUUUUUUGUUGUUGAGGGAAAUUAUUACACAUGAGGUUUACCAACCUGUUUCUGCGACAGGUGACUAACAGAUCAUGGGUCCAUAAUUACAAGCAAAAAUGUAACUUUACAUUUAAUGUGACAAAUCUAAACAAAGGGUUUCGAGCGGGAGCUGCUACUGCUUUUCGUUUGAAAAAAGGGAAACGCACAGCCAUUGGCCAGUUGUCUACGUAGACGUCUUACAUUAUCCAAUCACGUGCCACUGCUCUGUUGCCACCCUCCGAGCUCGUGUGCGACUAGUCUAUAUAAACGGCCAGCAGAGCGCAGUUAUUUAUUCCUUAUUUCUUUCCUGCGUUUGACGGAGAAGAGUUGACACUGCAAUAAUGGCAAGAACUAAGCAGACCGCUCGUAAGUCCACCGGUGGCAAAGCGCCGAGGAAGCAGCUCGCUACUAAAGCUGCCCGUAAGAGCGCCCCAGCCACCGGCGGUGUGAAGAAGCCUCAUCGUUACAGGCCCGGUACCGUGGCGCUGAGAGAAAUCCGCCGCUACCAGAAGUCCACCGAGCUGCUCAUUCGUAAACUGCCUUUCCAGCGUUUGGUGAGAGAAAUCGCUCAGGACUUCAAGACUGAUCUGCGCUUCCAGAGCUCCGCCGUCAUGGCCCUGCAGGAGGCCAGCGAGGCUUAUUUGGUCGGCCUCUUUGAGGACACCAACCUGUGUGCCAUCCACGCCAAGAGAGUCACCAUCAUGCCCAAAGACAUUCAGCUGGCACGCCGCAUCCGCGGAGAACGCGCUUAAACUCCCGCCUGCUUCAGCUACAUCAACCCCAAAGGCUCUUUUAAGAGCCACCUCCAAUCCACUGAACGAGAUCAUUUCCCUUGUAAUAGUUUACUAUUUAUUAGACAAUGGUCUUACUUGAUUUAAACGCAGAAACACAUCAGACCUGAAGUAGACAUUGAACUAAUCUUGAGCCAAGUAUGUACACUGCCACUACAAACCUGUCAAAACGAAUUUCAACUGAACGUAACUGAAAUUACGUGAGUUUAAAACGAAUGAACAAUCUUCUCUAGAAAUUGCAGCAAAUAAGGGUUGUACCUUAAUUAUUUUACCAAUCCGGUGUAGACACUGUUAAUUAUAAACCCAUUUAGACUAUUUAUCAUUAUCAGAAUAACAGAAUGUUGGACGUUUUCAUUUGUAAGUCGCUCUGGUGUCUAAUAAAUAAAUGUAAUGUGUUGGUUUGUCAUUAUUUUACUACAUGCACGGAUGUAUGAAUACAUUCAGCUUCUCCAACAAACCACAAAAUCAUUAAUGACAAGUGUGUACUCUUAGUAGUAAUGUUUAGGAUACACA